Messenger RNA from Anopheles moucheti, 2029 nucleotides. It is a transcript of the gene AP-1mu, whose product is annotated as AP-1 complex subunit mu-1. The transcript is spliced from 4 exons. Gene Ontology annotation, molecular function: clathrin-cargo adaptor activity. Gene Ontology annotation, biological process: intracellular protein transport; vesicle-mediated transport. Gene Ontology annotation, cellular component: clathrin-coated vesicle; clathrin adaptor complex. NCBI's taxonomy places the organism in Eukaryota, Metazoa, Arthropoda, Insecta, Diptera, Culicidae. The record is from RefSeq and is a predicted model, not a curated record. Bases 175 to 1443 code for a protein of 422 amino acids.
CUGGAUUUCUGGUUGGUCAAUAAUGCUGAAAAAUCGGAAAUUACGAAUGUUUUAGGAAAGCUAUACCGUACAAUUAUCUGCGAAUAGAUACACAGACCUUCGGACAACAGGUGGAAUCGUCGAUAUAUCGUCAGGUUCAUUACCGAUUUGGCAGCGUGAACAAAGUUGGGCAAAAUGUCUUCGUCGGCAAUUUUUAUUCUCGACGCAAAGGGAAAGGUGUUGAUAUCGCGCAACUAUCGCGGCCAUAUCGAUAUGGGCGUGAUCGAUAAGUUUAUGCCGCUGUUGAUGGAGAAGGAAGAAGAAGGGCUUAUUACACCGAUCCUCCAGACGCCGGAAUGUACGUUCGCGUACGUGAAGACGAACAACCUGUACCUGGUUUCGGUCACCCGAAGCAAUGCCAACAUUGCGCUGGUAUUUGUCUUUCUUCACAAGGUGGUCCAGGUGUUUACCGAGUACUUUAAGGAGCUGGAAGAGGAAAGCAUACGGGAUAAUUUCGUGGUGAUUUACGAGCUGUUGGAUGAGCUGAUUGACUUCGGGUAUCCGCAGACGACGGACAGCAAAAUAUUGCAGGAGUACAUUACGCAGGAAGGCCACAAGCUGGAAAUACAGCCACGGAUUCCGAUGGCGGUUACGAACGCGGUAUCGUGGCGCUCGGAGGGCAUUAAAUACCGCAAGAACGAGGUGUUUCUGGAUGUGAUCGAAAGCGUCAAUCUGCUGGCGAACGCGAACGGUAAUGUGCUGAGAAGCGAAAUUGUCGGAGCGAUCAAAAUGCGUGUCUACCUGUCCGGUAUGCCGGAGCUGCGCCUCGGCCUGAACGAUAAGGUGCUGUUCGAGAGCACGGGCCGGGGCAAGUCAAAAUCCGUCGAGUUGGAGGAUGUGAAGUUCCACCAGUGUGUACGUCUGUCGCGGUUCGAGAACGAUCGUACGAUUUCGUUCAUUCCACCGGACGGAGAGUUUGAGCUGAUGUCGUAUCGGUUAAACACGCACGUGAAGCCGCUGAUUUGGAUCGAGUCCGUCAUCGAGCGUCACGCGCACAGUCGCGUGGAGUACAUGAUCAAGGCAAAGUCGCAGUUCAAGCGUCGAUCGACGGCGAACAACGUGGAAAUUGUCAUUCCGGUGCCGGCCGAUGCCGAUUCACCCAAAUUCAAAACCACCAUCGGUAGCGUAAAGUACGCACCGGAGCAGAAUGCCAUUACAUGGACAAUUAAAUCAUUCCCGGGUGGCAAGGAAUAUCUAAUGCGUGCCCACUUUGGUCUGCCCAGCGUGGAGUGCGAAGACAGUGAGGGAAAACCUCCGAUUCAGGUGAAGUUUGAAAUUCCCUACUUCACCACGUCCGGCAUUCAGGUUCGAUAUUUAAAAAUUAUCGAAAAAAGUGGAUACCAAGCCCUGCCCUGGGUGCGAUACAUCACCCAGAACGGUGACUAUCAGCUGAGAACGAACUAGAGUACGAGACGGUGCCUAUCGAAGAAUAAUUGUUAAGUUUCCCGCCCUCCAUUUCCCUUCCCUAAACAUCAUCCUGCACCAUGUACGUGUACGAUUCCGUUUGCUAGAAAGAUGCCCUGAAAGUGAGCACUAUCCAUUAUCAUCUUCAUCGGUUGAUCGAACCAGAUUGUUUUUUUUUCUGUCGUUUUUAAUUUGCGGUAUGCAGUAUUAUUACACAAGGUGUGGCCGUGCUUCACGGUUAGCGCGAGAGUAUGAUGAGCAGCUUCGGUGGAAGAAACACUCCUAGCGAAAGUCUCAAUCUUCCUACUUUUAGUAAUUCAUUUGCUUUUCUUUUUGCACAGUUGCAAGUUCGUUCCAUGUUUUAAAAUGUCCGAAGAAGCAUUUAGGGCGAUUUUUUUUUAUUUCUAUCAAUUUUUGUACUUUCGUUUUGGAACUGUCCUGUUUUAGUCAAAAUUGUUUAUUCUAUUCUUUCGUGCGGGAUUUCAAGAUUGUUUGAGAAAAUUUAAGUUUUAUGCCUAACGUUAACCACCAUCCUGUAAAACGAAACAUGUAGCAAGAAUACAGUAAUAAAGUAAAGUCUAAAGCC